Podospora pseudocomata is the source of this 318-nucleotide messenger RNA. RefSeq lists its product as uncharacterized. The record is from RefSeq and is a predicted model, not a curated record. Gene Ontology annotation, biological process: Mo-molybdopterin cofactor biosynthetic process. The transcript is spliced from 2 exons. The coding region runs from base 1 to 318 and encodes 105 amino acids. Gene Ontology annotation, cellular component: cytosol. NCBI's taxonomy places the organism in Eukaryota, Fungi, Ascomycota, Sordariomycetes, Sordariales, Podosporaceae.
AUGGAGAGGGGCAGUUUUCUUCUUCCCCUCCCUCAACCAUCAUCACCACUCGACUUUGGGAACUUCACCAUCCUCUACUUUGCCACUGCAACCUCCUUCACGGGCAAGAACGUCGAGUCGCUUCCCGCGCCGCUCUCGCUCAGGAAACUGGGUGACGUGUUGGAGGAGAGGUACAAGGGUAUCAGAGAGGGGGUUUUGGGGCAUAGUCUUGUGACGAUUAACCUGGCGUAUGUGGAUGUGCCUGAGGAAGGGGAGGAUGAUGUGAUUAUUCAGGAGGGGGAUGAGGUGGCGAUUAUUCCGCCUGUUAGCUCUGGCUAG